Molecule: messenger RNA, 1103 nt
Organism: Urocitellus parryii (Arctic ground squirrel)
Lineage: Eukaryota; Metazoa; Chordata; Mammalia; Rodentia; Sciuridae
Product: membrane-spanning 4-domains subfamily A member 4A-like
Cellular component (GO): plasma membrane; Golgi apparatus
Source: RefSeq, a predicted model, not a curated record
UGCAGAAGGGAAAAAAAAGGAACUAGUUGUGUUUCUCAGAAAUUCACAGCACAGCCUUUAGGAUUUAGAAAGCUACUAGAAGAAGAAUGAAGAUUGAAAUUGAGUGAAGUGUGGAUCGUGGGGAACUCAUUCUAUCUGCACCAAGAACCUGAGGUGCUCUCCCAGAGCCUGGGCCCCAGCCGACACAGCAGGCCCUGCAGGCUGGAAGAAGCACUGUUUCUGUUGCCAUGGCAACCGUGCAAGGAACAGACCAGACCACCCUGGAGGCUGGCUCUGCUGUGCAUCUGGGACAGUCAAGGGCUCUACGCUCCCAGCUAUGGAAAGAGAUGCAAGAGAAGUUCUUGAGGGGAGAACCCAAAGUCCUUGGGGUUGUGCAGAUUCUUAUUGCCCUGAUAAACCUCAGCUUGGGAAUAAUAAUGAUGAGUGUCCUGGUGCCAUUUUAUGAACCACACCCCAUUUUAUUUAACACAGCAUACCCAGUUUGGGGGUCGGUGAUGUUUAUUAUUUCAGGAUCUUUUUCAAUUGCAGCUGCAAUCAGAACUACCAAAGGUCUGGUCCAAGCCAGUCUAGGAUUGAACAUAGCCAGCUCUGUGCUGGCUGCGUCGGGGAUCAUGCUCAGUAUAUCCAGCUUGAGCAUCUUGUCAUUUGAAUACCAUCAGUGUAUCCAUGAUAUGGUGGUAGAGGACUGUUCCCUGAUCAUGUCCAUCUUAACUGGUGUAGAUGCUGUGAUGUUCACUUUUAGUGUGCUGGAAUUCUGCAUUGCUGUGUUCGUCGCUGCCUUUGGAUGCAAAGUGACCUGCUGCAACCCUGGUGGGGUCGUGUUGAUUCUGCCACCAAACCCUCCGGUGACAGAAAGAGCAUCUGCUGCACCUUUUUAAGGAAGUUUGAUGUCACAUCAAGAGAAAAAUGUUCCAGAAAAAUCUAUUCUGAAUUUUAAGCAAGAACCCCAUUUGGGAAAGUGCCAGAAUCCAACUCUAACCUGUCUCUCUAUCUCUGUCUUUCUGUCUAUAAAAGCUCAGGAUCAUGUUCCCAUUCCCCCUCAGGAACUCAGCGAUGCAUUCCAAUGGAAUUUUAGCAGAAUAUUGGAAGCUGAGUAAAUAAAU